AUGCACAUACUGCUGCCAUAUUUAGCAGCGCUGGGUCUGUUAGCAGUGCCUACAAUCAGCGCCAGCGUCACCAUUCCAACAUAUGUCUACGACUAUGCUCCUCUCGUAUGGCUACACAGUCAAGAUGCCUACCGGCCCAGUGAUCUUCAGGCUCAACUGGACAACACUACUCCCGAGGUAGACUGGAAGCCAGUGCAGGGCGCUCCUUCACCCCUCACUUUAAACAACCUUGACCAACUCAACAAUCUCGGCAAUACGAGCGUUUACUUAACCUCGCACGAAGGUAUCGCAGCAAACCCACAGCCAGCGUGGCUCCGGGGUGUAACGCCCGAUGCAUCAGGCCGAGCUGGGAAUAUCACUGCGUGCGCAAUUGUGGUGGUUGACCAUGGAGAGGGCAAUAUUGAUGCAUUUUAUUUCUACUUUUAUGCUUAUAAUAAAGGUGACAAGGUGCUUGGUCUGGAAUUUGGGGAUCACAUUGGUGACUGGGAACAUAACAUGAUUCGCUUUGCCAACGGCACUCCACAAGCUCUCUGGUACAGCCAACACGCCAGCGGUCAGGCUUUCACCUACGGUGCAGUAGAGAAGCAAGGCAAACGACCACUCAGUUAUUCGGGAAAUGGUACACAUGCCAACUAUGCCAUUGCAGGUCAACAUGACCAUACCAUCCCCGGCAUCAAUCUUCCGGUAGGCUUCCUUCUGGAUUACACGGAUCGCGGUGUCCUCUGGGACCCCACUCUCAACGCCUGGAGCUACACUUACGAUCCCAGUACCGCUGUGUUCACCCCCUCAAGUCCAGAUGUUCCAGCGGCCUGGCUGGAUUUCAAUGGCAUAUGGGGUGAUGACCAGCCGCCCGGCGAGCCAUCCAUCUUUGGGGAAGCUGAGUUUGUGGCGGGACCACAUGGGCCAAAGUUCAAGGUCUUGAACCGGACGCUGGUGUGUCCUUCGAAGCCUUGUAUUGUGCUUCCUUUUAGGAUUUGGGCAGUCUAG
Molecule: messenger RNA, 987 nt
Organism: Penicillium diatomitis
Lineage: Eukaryota; Fungi; Ascomycota; Eurotiomycetes; Eurotiales; Aspergillaceae
Exons: 5
Coding region: 1-987 (328 amino acids)
Source: RefSeq, a predicted model, not a curated record